Molecule: messenger RNA, 6323 nt
Organism: Cyclopterus lumpus (lumpfish)
Lineage: Eukaryota; Metazoa; Chordata; Actinopteri; Perciformes; Cyclopteridae
Product: androgen receptor-like
Exons: 8
Coding region: 225-2516 (763 amino acids)
Biological process (GO): regulation of DNA-templated transcription; androgen receptor signaling pathway; male gonad development
Cellular component (GO): nucleus
Molecular function (GO): sequence-specific DNA binding; zinc ion binding; nuclear receptor activity
Source: RefSeq, a predicted model, not a curated record
GGGAAAGUUCCGGCGUUUGCCAGAUCGGCUGCAAAAGCUCUCUGUGGAAUCCACUGCUCAUCGAACCCAAUUUGAGGACCUCUGACUCCGUGAAUCUCCGUUUAGGAGGAGUUUGUGAUUCCUGUGGCUCCCGCAGGACCUCUACCAGAACGCUGCGCGUGAGAGUCCUGCAGACUUCGGUCUCUUGUCCGAGUAAACACUUCUUCUUCUUUUUGUGUUGUGAAAUGAGCCAAACUAACCGACAGUUAUCUCGGAGCAACAUUUGGUCAGUGGGAGAGGAAAUAGAAAGGGUCGACGUUGCGAGCGCUCCCAGCAUGGCGCUAAAAGCUGAAGAAAGUGGGCUCUAUUGGACCAAAACCUCCCCUGGAAACGGCGUUGGCAGGCUGAAAGAGCGCAACAGUGCAGACGCAAACCUUUUUGGCUGCGGACACGUUGAUCCGCGAGACCGUGACAUGGAAAAACACUGCUGUCAGACAGCUGCUGCUCCUCAGGAGGAGUUGUUAAACGCUGACUGCCGUGUGGGUGACGUGCGCUCUUUUUCUGCCUGCGCCACAAUCUCAGAAACCGCCAGAGAGCUGUGCAAAGCGGUGUCCGUGUCACUGGGACUGGCCAUGGAGUCCAACGAGACGAGCGAUUUGGACGCGUCUCUCCCCCCAUGCAACGACCAGAUGCGCGGAGAGUAUCUGUACAUGCCUCUGAACUGUCCCGGAGCUUACGGGGCCGUCACCGAGUACAAGUGCCCCUCCGACCGCGAUGACCGGACCGCGCACGGCCAGCAGCAACUGGUGGAAAUGUUCCAAAGUGCCGAGACGGCUGCGCGUCUCCAACACGUCGCUCCCACUCGGACAUCGGUGCACGAGCUCAACUUCGCACUGUGCGAGGCCGAUGACUUAACUUUGGACGCGGUAGAUCACCUGGACACGGCGCGCGCUGCCUCCUCGUGCCCUUAUGCCCCAUCCACGUCCGGCCCUUUGGCACACUACGGCCACGAUGCUGCAGAGCGACCGUGCACACGGGUCUACAAGCCCCCCGACGAAGCGACGGACUUCGGCGAAGCCGCGGAGAACCGGUUCGGUGGCUAUCAGCCGGAACAAUACGGCGUCAGAGUGAAAUGCGAGGACGGCGAGUCUGCCGGGGCAUUGUGGGGCAGUCAUUACACCUCGAAUGAGAAGUACAACUCUCAGUGUUGGGGCUCGAGACAGUGCAUGGACGCGCACAGCACGGGGUCAAACCCCGCGUUCAUAUGUAAUCCAUAUGAGAGGAGCGUCAUGCGUCCGGAGCAGUGGUACCCCGGCGGGAUGCUGAGGCCGCCUUAUCCCAACUCCAACUACGUGAAGACGGAAGUCGGUGAGUGGCUGGAUGUCGCCUACAAUGACACCAGGUUCGAUGCUGGCAGAGAGCACAUGUUUCCCAUGGAGUUCUUCUUUCCACCACAGAGGAUGUGUCUGAUUUGUUCCGACGAGGCCUCUGGCUGCCAUUACGGUGCGCUCACCUGUGGCAGCUGCAAGGUUUUCUUCAAAAGGGCUGCAGAAGGCAAACAGAAAUACUUGUGCGCAAGCAAAAACGACUGCACUAUUGAUAAGCUCAGAAGGAAGAACUGUCCAUCUUGUCGGCUGAGGAAGUGUUUCGAAGCUGGAAUGACACUCGGAGCCCGUAAACUGAAGAAGAUUGGCCAACAGAAAAACCCCGAGGAGGAACACCUUAUGAAGGACCCUACAGAAGUCAUCCAGAAUUUCUCUCCUAAAUCAGGCCUGACCUUCAACUCCCAAAUGGUCUUCCUCAACAUCCUGGAGUCCAUUGAACCCGAGGUGGUGAAUGCAGGGCACGACUACGGCCAACCAGACUCUGCUGCCACUCUGCUUACCAGCCUCAACGAGCUGGGAGAGAGGCAACUGGUCAAAGUGGUCAAAUGGGCGAAAGGAUUGCCAGGUUUCAGAAAUCUCCAUGUGGACGACCAAAUGACCGUCAUCCAACAUUCAUGGAUGGGGGUGAUGGUGUUUGCUCUGGGAUGGAGGUCUUACAAGAACGUCAACGGCAAGAUGCUUUACUUCGCCCCAGAUCUUGUGUUCAAUGAACAUCGGAUGCAAAUUUCCACAAUGUACGAGCACUGCGUACGGAUGAGACAUCUUUCACAGGAGUUCCUGCUGCUGCAGAUCUCCCAGGAAGAGUUCCUGUGCAUGAAGGCCUUGCUCCUCUUCAGCAUUCUUCCAGUUGAGGGUCUGAAGAGUCAGAAGUACUUCGAUGAACUGCGUCUCACCUACAUCAACGAACUCGAUCGCCUCAUUAACUAUCGAAUGGCGACCAAUUGUCCUCAGCGGUUCUACCAGCUCACCCGACUCCUGGACUCCCUCCAGAUGACGGUAAAGAAGCUCCACCAGUUUACAUUUGACCUGUUCGUCCAGGCUCAGUCACUCCCCACAAAGGUCAGCUUCCCAGAGAUGAUUGGAGAAAUAAUCUCAGUCCAUGUACCAAAGAUGCUGGCAGGUUUGGCUAAACCGAUCUUGUUUCACGAGUAGAGGGAUUUUUAAUUGCUCAAAAAGGGACUCAUCUGACUCCAUAAACUUUAACAAAAGGUACUGUUUACCUACAUCUUCAGUCUAAUAGCUCUUAGCCCUGUCCUGUAAUCAUUAUGUGGUUGCUCAAGUGUUUUUGACUGUGUUCCUUUUAGCCAUAAUUGAGAUCGUUUUUUCAAAACUGUUAAAGCUUUUAUCUGAGGCACUGGCAAGGCAUCGCCUGUUGACGGCUCUGCUAGUGGACGGUUUGUGUUUUCAGAGAUUCUGCUUUACAUACAGCGUAAGUCUGUAAACAGCAACCAAAAAGUAGCAGGGUUAAAAACAUUUUGCAUGUGACUUUCAUUACACAAAUGACAAGGUAUACACAAAUACUUAAAAACAGAGAGACGGCCCAAAGAGCAGAUGAGAAUUGGAUCACAGAAAAAAAACUAUGACUAGUUUCCCAUCAACUUCCCAAAAAUCUGUUUUUCUAAGUGCCGCCUUCAGAUGCACCUACUAAGUACAUGCUUGUGAUAUUUAGAGUGGUUAUUACAACUCGUGAGGCAUUUAAGUGCUUAAGUGCCUUAAAAUUAAACAAUGUAUUCCAACUGUAAAACCCAAACUUGAUGCGCUACGUCAUCAUUGUUUACAGUGAACCUACAAUAUUAGAUUGUCCUGCUGUGUGAGUGUCCAGUAGUUUUGGUGUUUCAGGUCGUUACGGAUAAAGUGUCGUGUCUGGACAUAUGCUGUCUUAAUUUGAAACUAAAUGAAGCCAAGUAGAGUAUUGGUUACUGAUAAGGAAAUCCAACUUUGAAAUGAUAAUAACAUCAUUCUUACUACCUCUUGGGCUCACAUCUCACAAGUUAUGUUACUGAAUAUUUAGCUGAAGUAGUUCUGACCGCUAUCAAAGGCAGCUGCACUAUAUUUGUUUUUAUCUGACUGUAAAAAAUAUGUAUGCAAAACUGUGUUUAACCAGUAUUCAAUUUAAAUCACUUUUAUUGAAGUUUAAAAUUCACAAUAAAGUCAAAGACUUAUUUACUUUGUCUUCGUGAAGCACUGUGAACAAGGUGACAGGCGAUGUCGGGCUGUGGGGCAGCUGUUGUGUCCGGCAGCACCCGUACCACCAAAAACGUCCCAUUUUAAAGGGAAGAUUCACAACCUCAAAUCACGGUUGAUGGUGAAUGUCAUUGAUCAAGGUAAUGCGUUUCCCCCAGUGGGUGGCGUGCUAUUGACGGAGAAAGCAGAGUUCACAGCUCCGACAUCUCUCGUUCUUCCUGAACCCAGUGGCAUUGUUUGACGUGGGUGGAGUAGUUGGAAGCGAGAAAGAGCCGCUGGCUGCUCAAGCCUGGAUCUGUAGUCUCGGCCUCCGGGCCACGGCCAUGAGGUGUGCUCUAGACGCUGAUACGAAACACAACUCCCUAAAUCAGUUGUAAGCUCCAUUGUGGAAAUAAAGUUAACAGCAACAAAAAAAAAGAACACAGAACUUUCUUGUUCUCUUCGCUUGCAUUGCAACAGUGAAAAUGCAGCAGAGAGAGGUCGAGGCUGCGGCUGCAUUAGCUGUGCAAGAGAUUAUGGCAGGCAGGGAUCCUGCUCGCUUGCAAUGCAUUCUGGUAAAUUUAGGCACUGCCAGCACGGCUCGGCGAGCAUGGGAACUGUGCUUUCUCGAUAAAAACAUUAGCGAAAGGGUCAAUUAACCACAUGCACCAUCAACACUGAAUUGGAAAUCCAUAUAAAAAGGUGGUAAACCUUCUCUGCAAGCAUAACGAAUAUUUCACCUGGUCAUCACUAUUUGCUCUGGUCUACUUCUGAAAUCAAAUAUCAUGCAUGAUCUGUACAAUCCUUAGAAAAUACAGCAUAACGAAACAUUUCAGCCGUGUUACGGUCCUUAAAGAAACAACCGGAGUUCUAUAAUGUUAAACUCGGCCUUCUCACAUCACAUUGGCAGCAAAUGUGUAUAGCUGUUUUCUUUAUGUUACUAAUUCUAAGUCUUAAAAUAUAUAGUAGGUAAACUUGUCAAAGCAGGUACUUGGCAUUAGGGUAAUUGUAGAAAACUGGACUGUUAGUUUGGGUACUAUUUAUCCACGGCACAGCUCCAAAAUUAUUGAUAACCGAGUAUUCGUAGUGAUAUCAUAUCUUUUUUUUUUUCUGCAUGCCAAACUAUGUCUGUAUAGAUAUUUAGAACGUAUAUAACCCCCCAGUUUGUUCUGCAACAAGAACUUGGAGACCUGUAGGGACACCAGACGAGAGCAUGGCACCAAAUACAGGCAAACGCUGUAUGAGAACGUGGAUGAUUCAAAUAGCCAGCGAUCUCAGAUUAGGGCAGUCGUGUUCCAACAGGACAACAAAUGGAAAAUUACAGCAAAAAUUAUAACUGGAUGGGUUUCAGAUGUAAAAUGUGAAAGUCCUUGACUUGUUCUGCCAAAACUCAGAGAUGAAAACCAAGAAAGAAAUGUGAAGAAUGCCUUGAAGAUAACCGAUCAAAGUCACUUGAGUACAACUGUUGAAAAGCAAUGGAGUGAAAUACAAUUAUCAGUUUUUGUAUUUGAUUUAACAAACAUGAACCAAGGCACUUUGUACACACAUCUCGGUCUACUCGAUGCAGAGCGUACACUUCACUGAGGUGGCGUCUUUCAGUCAUUGAAUUAGAAGUGUAGCACAUUCACAGUCCGACGCAAACAAAACUUCAAAUUUGCUUCUGUGCUACAUCCUGCGGCGACGUUUCAUAACCCUGUAAAGUCAACACUUUUUUUUAACAAUUCCACAUUUUCCCCACAUGCUCGUAGAUGCAUGCGUCAUGUGAUUGUUUAAAUGUCGGCAUCGUGUUUCGCUUUACACAAAGCAAUGCAUGGACUUCCAUGUGUAACUCCAAGUACCUGUCUUUUUGUAUGCUGACCGAUGGCGUCAGCCUUGUUCAAUGCAUGGGACAUCUGUCAGGAGGCAUAAUGCAAUUUUGUUGUACAGUGCAAAGUGAUUAGUUGACUGUAACGGUCAUUUUUCUGUGUUUUGUAACUGAUUCAUUCAUAAACUUCAGUUGAGCGUUUAGAGUACUUUACUUGAUCUGCAGCAAUGAAUGUCUUUGUCUCGUCUUUUUAUACGGUCUUUGCAAUGUGAACAGGGAUGGGGGAGAACAUGGAAACCAGUAGCUGUAGACAUGUUUACCCCACCACAACAGCUGAUUAUAGUCCUGACACUUGAAUCAACGAGUGUGCUGUCAUUUGAGAAAGCAGCAGUUCAGUGGGAAGUUAAAACGACACAGAAAAGAUAAGAAGGUUAUGACUAAAGCAGUAAAAUGAUUCAAAGUAUUUUAUCAAGCACAUAAUGCACUAUAUUGUAAGACUGAUGUUGCAGCAACUCUUUAUCAUUUAAAUUAAUGCUGGUUCUAAAGAAUGUUGUGUUUUUUUUAAUGCUGUUUUAACUUUUAUUAUACAUUACACAUGGGGAAUUUGAAGGCACUUCCAGUGCCGGUGAGUCAUGCACUUCAAUGAGCCACCUCGUUGCUCUUAUUAUUUUUGAAUACUAAUAUGAUUUAAAAUCACAGUAAACUACAGUGUCUGUAUUAUGUGAAUUGAAAAAAGCUGGAAUGUGCCCAGUGUACUGGAUUUUAACCCGAUUCUUUGUACAUGCUACAGUAACUGUAUAUAUAUUGAUUUGUUUAAUGUCUGUUUUGGUGUCCCAACACUUGACUUUUAAAGUAAUCUCUUGUAUGAUUUUUAACUUGUGUGACUUGGAUAUGUGUGUUUUUCAAAUGUGUAAAGCUGCAUCAUCUUUUAAAGGCCAUUAAACAAAUUCAGACUCUUUGUUUUAAUUAUAUUUGUACAAGAUACUGUAAAG